AUGGAGAGCGAAGCUCAUGCUGUCUAUAGCCAUCUCGACGAGCCUGUCAGAAUCCGCCUGUUCAGUGCUCAACUCAGUGCCGCUCCUUCCUACGAGGCCCUGUCCUACACAUGGGGAGAUCCAACUUUGACAUCUGUGAUCGAGGCACUCUCUGACAAGGGCGAGGAUGAGCACAAGCCGGGUGUCGAAUUCCGCAGCACGGCCAACUGCUAUGCGGCCCUCAAGCGUCUUCGAAACCUCGAUGCCAACCGAGUUCUUUGGGUCGAUUCGGUCUGCAUCAACCAGUCACAUAUCCCAGAGCGAAACCACCAGGUCAAUCUCAUGGCGGAUAUCUACCGAGCAGCUUCCAGGGUUGUUGUUUACCUUGGCGAGAGCGAUGAGAAUAGUGUCGUGGUACUUUCAUGGAUUCGAGAACUCGACCAACCAUCCGAUUUCGGCAACGGGAGCGGUGCUUUGCCACCUAGCAAAGAGGCGGUUGAAGGAUUUUUCAGAAGGCCGUGGUUCCAUCGCAUUUGGGUUAUCCAGGAGAUUAGUCUUGCACAAAAGGCAGUUGUUGUAUGCGGUAAAGAUGAGGUUGACUGGGGAAGCUUCACUGUUCUUUACCAACACAACGAGAAUGCAACACGGGCAGCCCGGCUUGAGUUGCCAUACCCCGUCACGUUUGCGAGCCGGUACAACAAGCCAUACCGGGAUGGCACUAUGACGUACGCCAGGAGGCUGGUGCGGAUGCUUGGAAGAUCACGGCAUUGUGAGGCGACGGAUCCGCGGGAUAAGUUGUAUGCCAUCAUCCCGCUGGUGAAUAUCCGAGAUGGCUCAAGGACGGAGGGGUCGUGGGAAGAGGUUCUGGGGAUCAGUGUAGAGUAUUCAUUGUCUGUUAAUCGGGUGUUCACUGACAUGGCCGUUGCGUUGCUCAACCAACAAGUUCCGCUUGACGACGUUCUUCGCCAUCACGUACCGGGCCAUGAGGCACGAGGUCUAUCUUCGUGGGUACCAGAUUGGAGGAUUCAGCGGGAGAAUGGCUGGCGUCAUGCAAAAUAUGAGCGGAUAUUCAAGGGGUUUCCCGGAUUUCGAGGACACCCAUUGAUGUUUGGGGUCCCGGGAAUCAUUCUGGACAAGAAUGGAACGCGACCAGCCGUGGUUGGAUAUACGGAUUCCUCCACGGACAGGUGUCCGAUACGUGUGCACGCCAUCAAUGUUGGGAAUAUCAUCAAGACUGGCCCUGUUUGCUCAGUUGCUGAUGAUUUCUUUCCUGUUUCAAACUGGAAGGAACUUGUUGAAGAGGCGCGACGACAGGGAUCAGUCGUGCCCAAAUUGGAGAGACUCAUGGAGAUAAUGAUUACUUUGAAGUUGGGGUAUCCAAAUUUUGUCCCGCGAGGUGUUGGGCUUAUUGAGCGGUAUAACGAGCAAAUGGAAAAGGGGACGUGUCCGAGGAAGCCGUUAAGGCAGGUGAUUGGUGAGACGGCAUCUCGUAAUGGGGCGAGGGCUCGGCAUGAGAUGGAUGCGAUCUUGUCGGUUUGCGAUGGGAAGAGGCUUGCGAUUACUGAUGGUGGGUUUGUUGCUGUUGUACCGGGGAACGCGGAGGUUGAUGAUGCUGUUUGGGUGUUGGAUCGGGUUAGGAUGCCAUUUGUUUGUAGGAGGACCGGGUCUGGGAAGGCAAAUGGGGUGAGACUUAUUGGAGCUUCUUUCUUUUUUGGUAUUAUGGAGUUAGAAACUAUGAAAGAACAUGUAAGUGACGUGCGGGCUAAGGCGGAGGUUAUGAGGCGGGUGGAGGAGCUGGUUGUUGAAUGA
This is a messenger RNA of Podospora pseudocomata, 1788 nucleotides long. RefSeq lists its product as uncharacterized. The transcript is spliced from 2 exons. The record is from RefSeq and is a predicted model, not a curated record. NCBI's taxonomy places the organism in Eukaryota, Fungi, Ascomycota, Sordariomycetes, Sordariales, Podosporaceae. Bases 1 to 1788 code for a protein of 595 amino acids.